CCUGCUUCAUUUCCUUGAUCCAGAUAAGUUCAGGAGUAAAGAUGAUUUUGUUCAGAAUUACAAGAAUCUGGCUCUUUUAAUGAGAAUGAGCUUGCUAAUCUUCAUACGGAAUUAAGACUUCACAUUCUCCGAAGAGUUAUUAAAGAUGUAGAGAAAUCUUUGCCUCCAAAAAUUGAGCGAAUUCUUAGGGUUGAGAUGUCUCCACUUCAGAAACAGUACUAUAAGUGGAUAUUGGAACGCAACUUCCAUGACUUGAACAAAGGAGUUCAUGGGAAUCAGGUUUCACUUUUAAAUAUUGUGGUUGAGUUGAAGAAGUGCUGCAAUCACCCCUUCCUGUUUGAGAGUGCAGACCAUGGUUAUGGUGGCGACUCAAGAACCAAUGAUAGCAGUAAACUUGAGAGAAUUAUUUUGAGCAGUGGGAAGUUAGUUAUACUCGAUAAGCUGCUUGUUAGGUUGCAUGAGACAAAGCAUCGUGUUUUAAUUUUUUCCCAGAUGGUAAGAAUGUUGGAUAUACUAGCAGAAUAUAUGUCACAUAGAGGGUUUCAAUUUCAAAGGCUAGAUGGCAGCACUAAGGCUGAACUGCGUCAGCAAGCAAUGGAUCAUUUUAAUGCACCUGGUAGUGAUGAUUUCUGCUUCCUUCUUUCAACUCGGGCAGGUGGCCUAGGUAUCAACCUUGCAAUAGCAGAUACAGUUAUCAUAUUUGAUUCGGACUGGAACCCUCAAAAUGACCUACAGGCAAUGAGUAGAGCUCAUAGAAUCGGCCAACAAGAAGUUGUGAACAUCUACAGAUUUGUCACAAGCAAAAGUGUUGAGGAAGAUAUCUUGGAGCGAGCUAAGAAAAAGAUGGUUGAUGAUAUUCUCUUCAAAUUCUUGAGAAAUUUGUUUGCUUUAUAGAGUCUAAUAAUGCCUUUUGUUUUCUCUCACAAGUUUUACUUACAUCUCUACAUGUAUCAUUUAGGUUCUUGACCACCUGGUGAUCCAUAAAUUGAAUUGGGCAUAAAUUAUGUUGUAAUAUGAUUUCUUAAACCUAGACUAGUAGACUAAAUAUUGUAAUUACAUUUGAGUAAUUAAUAAAAAUCUAUUUAUGUUA
Molecule: messenger RNA, 1090 nt
Organism: Humulus lupulus (European hop)
Lineage: Eukaryota; Viridiplantae; Streptophyta; Magnoliopsida; Rosales; Cannabaceae
Product: protein CHROMATIN REMODELING 5-like
Exons: 6
Coding region: 196-894 (232 amino acids)
Biological process (GO): regulation of transcription by RNA polymerase II; nucleosome organization
Cellular component (GO): nucleus; chromatin
Molecular function (GO): ATP-dependent chromatin remodeler activity; ATP hydrolysis activity; DNA binding
Source: RefSeq, a predicted model, not a curated record